AUGGAAGUCCAAGGACCGCCCAAGUUGCCACCGGAGGAUCCACCCGUCGACGAGUCAGAGCUCUCUCCGGUGGAGGAGGUCCGGCUGACAGUGCCCAACACCGACGACCCAAACCUGCCGGUAUGGACGUUCCGGAUGUGGACGCUCGGCCUCAUCUCCUGUGCCCUCCUCUCCUUUCUCAAUCAGUUCUUCUCCUACCGGAGGGAGCCCCUCAUCAUAACCCAGAUCACCGUCCAGGUGGCGACCCUCCCGCUCGGGCGGCUCAUGGCCUCCAUCCUCCCGACCGCUAAGUUCCACCUCCCAGGGCUCAGCGGCAGCGAGUUCUCGCUCAACCCGGGGCCGUUCAACAUGAAGGAACACGUGCUGAUCUCGAUCUUUGCCAAUGCCGGCAGUGCCUUUGGCAACGGCUCAGCCUACGCGGUCGGGAUCGUCAACAUCAUCAAGGCCUUCUAUGACCGGAGCAUCUCCUUCGGCGCCUCGUGGAUUCUCAUCAUAACUACUCAGGUUUUGGGGUACGGCUGGGCCGGACUCUUGAGGAAGUACGUGGUGGAGCCGGGGCAAAUGUGGUGGCCAAGCACCCUCGUUCAAAUCUCUCUCUUCAGGACAUUACACGAAAAGGAAACAGAGGAAGACAAGGCACAAUACAGUGUCUCAAGGGUCAAGUUCUUUGUGAUCGCAAUGGUGUUUAGCUUCCUGUGGUACUUGGUCCCGGGGUUCCUGUUCCAAUCCUUGUCGAGCAUCUCGUGGGUUUGCUGGGCCUUCCCUAACUCUGUCACGGCCCAACAGAUUGGGUCGGGCCUUAACGGGCUCGGCGUCGGAGCCCUCACUUUGGACUGGUCAACGGUGGCUUCGUUCUUGUUCAGUCCACUAAUAUGCCCCUUCUUUGCCAUAGUGAACGUCUUUGUUGGCUUUGCCGUAAUCAUGUAUGUUGUCAUACCUAUCGCCUACUGGAGGUUAAACGCGUACAAUGCCAAGACAUUCCCGAUAUUCUCUUCAGAUUUAUUCACCGCGCAAGGCCAAGAGUACAAUAUUACGCUGAUUGUUAAUAAGAACUUUGAGUUAGACAAGGCAGAGUAUGCGCAACUAGGGAAGAUUCAUAUGAGCAUGUUCUUCGCACUCACAUAUGGCUUUGGAUUCGCCACUAUUGCUUCGACCCUCACUCAUGUGGCCCUGUUCUAUGGAAGAGAGAUAUAUGAUCGAUUUCGAGCUUCUUCAAAAGGAAAAGAGGAUAUUCACACAAAACUGAUGAGAAACUACAAAGACAUUCCACAAUGGUGGUUCUACGUAUUACUCGUGAUGACAAUCAUCGUCUCUCUGAUACUCUGUACCGUCCUUAAAAAGGAUGUCCAAAUGCCAUGGUGGGGUUUGCUCUUUGCAGUAGCUCUUGCCUUCAUUUUCACUCUUCCAAUCAGCAUUAUAACAGCCACCACGAAUCAGACUCCGGGGCUCAAUAUCAUCACAGAGUACAUAAUGGGAGUGAUAUUGCCCGGACAUCCGAUCGCCAAUGUCUGCUUCAAGACCUAUGGAUACAUGAGCAUGACGCAGGCAAUAUCCUUCCUCAGUGACUUCAAGUUGGGCCACUACAUGAAAAUCCCUCCAAGGUCAAUGUUUUUGGUUCAGUUCAUUGGAACGAUUGUUGCUGGAACGGUCAACCUUGGCGUGGCGUGGUGGCUCUUGGACUCCAUCACCAACAUUUGCCACAAGAAUGUCCUCCCACCCAACAGCCCUUGGACAUGCCCCAGUGACCGUGUCUUCUUCGACGCAUCUGUGAUCUGGGGCUUAGUAGGCCCGAAGAGGAUCUUUGGCUCCGAAGGAGUCUAUAAGGCCCUUAAUUGGUUCUUCCUUGGUGGCUUGCUAGGUCCGGUUGCAGUGUGGUUAUUGCACAAGUCGUUCCGCAAGCAGUCGUGGAUUCCCCUCAUCAAUCUCCCUGUCCUUCUUGGUGCCACCGCUGCUAUGCCUCCCGCAACGGCUCUGAACUACAACUCGUGGAUUGUCGUGGGGACAAUCUUCAACUUCUUCAUUUUCAGGUACCGGAAGAGGUGGUGGCAGAGGUACAAUUACAUCCUCUCGGCUGCCCUAGAUGCUGGUGUUGCGUUCAUGGCUGUUGUCAUUUACUUUGCCUUUGGGAUAGAGGAUCGGAACCUGCACUGGUGGGGCUCCAACCCAGAUGUUGAUCCUGAGCACUGCGGGCUCGCCACCUGUCCGACAGCGAAGGGCAUUUCUAUAGACGGUUGCCCCGUCUUUUGACGACUUAUUCUCUGGAAUAGAACUAUGAACGUCCUCACAAACAGCUGCAGUAUCCAUCUUAGUGCACAACUGUGUUAUCUUCACUAGUAGACCUGA
Eucalyptus grandis is the source of this 2343-nucleotide messenger RNA. Its product is annotated as oligopeptide transporter 4-like. Gene Ontology annotation, molecular function: oligopeptide transmembrane transporter activity. Gene Ontology annotation, biological process: transmembrane transport. The record is from RefSeq and is a predicted model, not a curated record. Lineage: Eukaryota; Viridiplantae; Streptophyta; Magnoliopsida; Myrtales; Myrtaceae. The transcript is spliced from 6 exons. The coding region runs from base 1 to 2247 and encodes 748 amino acids.